CCGGAAGUACAGUGACUGGGGGUUGUGUUUGGAAGCAAAGUGCAUUUUGUUACAUAAUAAGCAGACUGCGGCAACGUACUCGCAUCUGACAGGGAGAUGUCAGCUGUCAUAGUCGUGCACGGUGGAGCGUGGGCCAUUCCCGAUGACCUCACCAAGGUCUCAGUUGAUGGAGUCAAGGCAGCAGCACGCAAAGGCUUUGCUGUGCUGCAAAGCGCAAACAGUGCGCUGGAUGCUGUCGAGUCAGCCGUGCGGGCCCUAGAAGAUAACGCUGUGUUUAAUGCAGGUCAUGGAGCAGCUCUAAACACAAACGGGGAAGUGGAGCUGGACGCCAUUAUCAUGGAUGGAAAGACACUCGCUUGCGGCGCCGUGUCAUCGGUGAAGAACAUCGCCAACCCCGUUUCAUUGGCGCGGGCAGUGAUGGAGAAGACUGACCACGUCAUGUUGACAGGCAGCGGUGCAAACCUGUUUGCAGAGAGCAUUGGCAUAGCCACAGUUCCCGCUGAUACACUGGUGACCAAUUACGAGAGAAAAGAAUGGGAGAAGCACAAGAAUUAUGUGAUGGGCGUAUUGGAAAACUUCAACUCUCGCUGGGCCCAUGAUACUGUCGGUGCUGUUGCUGUGGACGGCUCUGGAAAUGUGGCCUGUGCCACAUCCACUGGAGGCAUCCGAAAUAAAAUGGUCGGCAGAGUUGGCGACUCCCCCAUCAUCGGCUGUGGGGGAUAUGCAGACAACUUCAGUGGUGCCGUAUCUUGUACUGGCCACGGAGAGUCAAUCCUUAGAGUCACACUGGCCAGACACAUCCUUUCACACAUUGAGCAAGGUAAAUCAGUGGCUGAGGCUUCUGAUAUGUCUCUGCGCUACAUGGGAGAGCGUGUGCAUGGUGCUGGUGGAGCCAUUGUUGUUUCUCCGACAGGUCAGUGGGCAUCAACUUUUACCACUGAGAGAAUGGCUUGGGCUGCCGUGGACAAUAAUGUACUGUAUUAUGGAUUAGAACCACAUGAAAAAUUAAAAGAGCAAUUGUCCUGAUAACAAAUUCACAAACUUUUAUUACAAGUCACGUCAAUACUGCAAUUGUACACAAAUUAUUAAUAGAGUUUUUUAACUAACCUGUGAAAUCACAUCUUUAUUUCUACGCUGGAACACAAAUGUCAAUGAACUGAGAUAAGAAAAGAUGUUUUAGCUGCGCAAGCUCAUACAUUUAAUUGUAUGUCAGUUUAUUUACUGAGUUCAAUUUGCAUUAUAUUAGAUUAGAAUUUAAAUGACCAGCAGUCAAUUUUAGUAAUUGUCAAGGAGAGUUGUGUUGUCAAAGUGGUUCACAAACUGACAUGCACAUUCAUGUUUUAAUCAUGUAUACAAUAAAAGAACUUGGUAACCGUCCCAUAUCUCUGAAAAAUAUUAUCUUUAUUUGUGAUUUUCACAAAACGUGGCGAGAGUUUUUUUUUGUAAUCUUCAAGCCGCUUUAUCAAUACAGGCCUUUUAGCCUAACAGUGGUCUUAUUCAUAAAGCUGUUGGACUUUGAAGCAAUACUUGCUGGAAUUAUGAGAUAACAUCAUAAUUUGCUUCCAUAAUGUUUGAAACUAAAAAGCACUGAACUAGGGAAACAGCACAAAAAAGGUUUCAAGGUUUUCCAUGGGUUAUAGGAUAUAUCAUAUGUUCCUGAACAACCACAACAUAAGGUACACCACCCAAAUCUAAUGAGGGUAAAGAAUUCUGCCUAUAAUAUGACUUAUGCACUGUCGAAGAGAUAUUUAUCUCUCUAUGUCGGUGCAUGUACAAUCCAUUGUUAUUCUGGUUACCAUUUUUUAGGAUGUAACUAGAUAGGUAACCAGAUAGGAAGAAUAUAUUAGAAACAUAUCUCAGUGUGAUGCAUGACAUUACUGCAAAAUUACUGAAAGUAAAGUAACAAAUGUGGGGUCGAUCGUUUUGUCAGUCUUUUUAUCUCCCACAAUAAUUAAUAAAAAAAAUAUAUAUAUUGUGGGGCUGCACGGCAUGCCAAGUGGUUAGCGUGCAGGCCUCACAGCUAGGAGACCUGAGUUCAAUUCCACCCUCAGCCAUCUCUGUGUAGCGUUUGCAUGCUCUCCUCGUGCAUGCAUGGGUUUUCUCCGGGGACUCCGAUUUCCUCCCACAUUCCAAAAACAUGCUAGGUUAAUUGGCCACUCCAAAUUGUCCAUAGGUAUGAAUGUGAGAGUGAAUGGUUGUUUGUUUAUAUGUGCCCUGUGAUUGGCUGGCGACCAGUCCAGGGUGUACCCCGCCUCUCGCCCGAAGACAACUGGGAUAGGCUCCAGCACCCCCGAGACCCCCGUGAGGAUAAGAGGUAGAAAAUGAAUGAACACUAUUGCGAUUUGUGGAACAGUUUCAAGAUCAGACAUGACACACUUACUUUAUUAGUACUGAAUUUAGGUAUUGAAUCACUUAAAUUACACCUAAACAUUACCAUAUCUGCACACUGCUUUUGUGUUAACAUCGGCUGGUGUACU
Messenger RNA from Doryrhamphus excisus (bluestripe pipefish), 2477 nucleotides. RefSeq names its product isoaspartyl peptidase/L-asparaginase. Lineage: Eukaryota; Metazoa; Chordata; Actinopteri; Syngnathiformes; Syngnathidae. Gene Ontology annotation, molecular function: asparaginase activity. The record is from RefSeq and is a predicted model, not a curated record. Gene Ontology annotation, cellular component: cytoplasm.